CGAGUCGCCCCUCGGAGACCCUCCUGUGCUGACCAAGGAGGAGCCAGGCCCGGUGCUUGUCUGCCCUAGGCUCAGGCUCCGGCUCGAACCUGGCCCCAGCACCGCGGAGCGACGUGGUCCUCGAGAACUCACCCCGAUGGCCGAUUCCGCGUCACCCCUCUCCCUGGACGGAGACCCCAGGGCGGCCGAGAGCCUGCUCCGGAGCGUGUUUGGGAUGGUCGUGGAGGAGAUUGUCUGGAAAGGGACCAGCACCUCCGAGAAGGUCUGCGAGUGGAAGGAGCCCGAGGAGCUGAGGCAUCUGCUGGACCUGGAGCUGCGGGCCCAGGGGGAGUCUCAGGAACGGAUCCUGGAGCGGUGCCGGGCCGUGAUCCGCUACAGCGUGAAGACCUGUCACCCCCACUUCUUCAACCAGCUCUUCUCCGGCUUGGACCCCCAUGCUCUGGCCGGGCGCAUUGUCACCGAGAGCCUGAACACCAGCCAGUACACGUAUGAAAUCGCCCCCGUGUUUGUCCUCAUGGAAGAGGAGGUGCUGAGGAAACUGCGGGCCCUGGUGGGCUGGAGCUCUGGGGACGGGGUCUUCUGCCCUGGGGGCUCCAUCUCCAACAUGUACGCCGUGAACCUGGCCCGCUACCGGCGCUACCCGGACUGUAAGCAGCGGGGCCUGCGCGCGCUGCCGCCCCUGGCCCUCUUCGCGUCCCAGGAGUGCCAUUACUCCAUCCAGAAGGGCGCAGCUUUCCUGGGGCUCGGCACAGACAGCGUCCGGGUGGUGCAGGCCGAUGAGAGAGGGAGAAUGAUCCCCGAGGACCUGGAGAGGCAGAUCAGCCUGGCCGAGGCGGAGGGCGCUGUCCCCUUCCUGGUCAGUGCCACCUCCGGCACCACCGUGCUGGGGGCCUUUGACCCCCUGGAGGCCAUCGCUGACAUUUGUCACCGGCAUGGGCUGUGGCUGCAUGUGGACGCUGCCUGGGGAGGGAGCGUCCUGCUGUCUCGGACACACAGACAUCUCCUGGCUGGGAUCCAGAGGGCCGACUCGGUGGCCUGGAACCCUCACAAGCUCCUCACAGCAGGCCUGCAGUGCUCGGCUCUCCUGCUCCGGGACACCUCGAACCUCCUCAAGCACUGCCAUGGCGCCCAGGCCAGCUAUCUGUUCCAGCAGGACAAGUUCUACGAUGUGGCUCUGGACACGGGGGACAAGGUGGUGCAGUGUGGCCGCCGGGUGGACUGCCUGAAGCUGUGGCUCAUGUGGAAGGCCCAGGGCGGGCAAGGGCUGGAGCGGCGCGUGGACCAGGCCUUCGCCCUCACCCGGUACCUGGUGGAGGAAAUGAAGAAGCGGGAAGGAUUUGAGCUGGUCAUGGAGCCUGAGUUUGUCAACGUGUGUUUCUGGUUCGUGCCGCCCAGCCUGCGGGGCAAGCAGGGGGACCCAGAUUACAGCAAGAAGCUGGCCAAGGUGGCCCCUGCCCUGAAGGAGCGCAUGGUGAAGGAGGGCACCAUGAUGGUGGGCUACCAGCCACACAGCACCCGCGCCAACUUCUUCCGCAUGAUCGUGGCCAACCCUGCGCUGACCCCGGCAGAUAUGGACUUUCUCCUCAACGAGCUGGAGCGGUUAGGCCAGGACCUCUGAUGCCCUCGCGCCGGUGGCCCCGUCCCCCUCUCGGUCCCUGCCCCUCUGCAGUCCCUCCCGUAGAAACGGCCUUUUCUGGAAACAGCGCCGCUCCCUAGCACACUCCGGGCCGCGCUGGCUCCGGCGGGUGGUGGGCGAGGGCUUGACACACUGGAACGUCCUGCAGUCACCAGGAUAUUUACAAAGGGAAUAUUUUUAUUGGGAGAGGGAAAGAGGUUUUGGAUAUGGUUCUGUUGAACAAGCUGGAAGUAAGACACUGUGAAAUAAUGAUAUCUGGGCCGUAUUUAGAAACACGUAGCAAAGAGCCGAGGACCAGAAAAAGUUGCCAGAAUGGUCAUAGGAUUCCCUGGGAUGGCUCAGAGGCAAUUUUAACAUUAACUGCUUUAUCCCAUCGAUGCUCUGCUCUUUUGUUAAAUAAGGUGUGAUCCUUGAUUUUGUGAGCGGGAAAAUAAUAAAC
Sorex fumeus (smoky shrew) is the source of this 2075-nucleotide messenger RNA. It is a transcript of the gene CSAD, whose product is annotated as cysteine sulfinic acid decarboxylase. Gene Ontology annotation, cellular component: cytoplasm. The record is from RefSeq and is a predicted model, not a curated record. Gene Ontology annotation, molecular function: pyridoxal phosphate binding; sulfinoalanine decarboxylase activity. The transcript is spliced from 16 exons. Lineage: Eukaryota; Metazoa; Chordata; Mammalia; Eulipotyphla; Soricidae. Gene Ontology annotation, biological process: carboxylic acid metabolic process. The coding region runs from base 137 to 1618 and encodes 493 amino acids.